AACUCUUCCGCCUUUCCGCGCGCCGCCGCCGGAUUUUUCCCCCCCCCCGUGAGGGGCGAUGGUCGUGCCCGCGCUGGAAGGCCCCGCCCCCCCCGCUAUGGUGGCCGACGUGGUUUUCGUCAUCGAGGGAACCGCGAACCUCGGGCCGUACUUCGAGGCUUUGCGCAAACAUUACCUGCUGCCCGCCAUCGAGUAUUUCAAUGGCGGCCCCCCCGCGGAGACCGACUUCGGCGGGGACUUUGGGGGCACGCAGUACAGCCUGGUGGUUUUCAACACGGUGGAUUGCGCCCCCGAGUCGUACGUGCAGAGCCACGCGCCCACCAGCAGCGCCCACGAGUUCCUCACCUGGCUCGACAGCAUCCAGUUCGCGGGGGGCGGCGGCGAGAGCUGCAGUCUGAUCGCCGAGGGGCUCAGCACCGCCCUGCAGCUCUUCGACGACUUCAAGAAAAUGAGGGAGCAAAUAGGACAGACCCACAAGGUUUGUGUGCUGAUCUGUAACUCCCCCCCGUACCUGCUGCCCGCCGUGGAGAGCACCACCUACUCUGGCUACAGCACCGAGAGCCUCGUGCAGAGAAUCGCUGAGCGUGGGAUCCACUUCUCGGUGGUGGCUCCGCGGAAGCUUCCGGCGCUCCGGGCGCUGUUUGAGAAGGGAGCGCCCCCCGGGAGCCACGAGCCCCCCCAGGGCAAAGAGUGCGGGCAGGACCCCCGGCACAUGGUGCUGGUGCGGGGGGUGGCACUGCCAGGCACCAGCAGCGGCUCCCCGGCGCUGCCGCCCCCCAAGUCGGGCGGGGCCCCCCCCCCGCUGCCCCCCAGCGCCCCCCAACUGCCCCCGGCGCCCCCCCAGCCCCCCCCGCCCGGACCCCAAACAUACCAGGUGCCGCCCCCCGGCGCCCUGAACGCCGCUCAGGCCGCGGCUCAAUCCGCCGUGGAGGCCGCCAAGAACCAGAAGAGCCUCGCGGGGCGCUGUGAGUUUUGGGGGACCCCCCCCAAAAAUUGGGACCCCUCC
Molecule: messenger RNA, 1006 nt
Organism: Taeniopygia guttata (zebra finch)
Lineage: Eukaryota; Metazoa; Chordata; Aves; Passeriformes; Estrildidae
Source: RefSeq, a predicted model, not a curated record